Marmota flaviventris (yellow-bellied marmot) is the source of this 688-nucleotide messenger RNA. Its product is annotated as testis expressed protein 56. The record is from RefSeq and is a predicted model, not a curated record. NCBI's taxonomy places the organism in Eukaryota, Metazoa, Chordata, Mammalia, Rodentia, Sciuridae. Gene Ontology annotation, molecular function: nucleic acid binding.
AUGGGAACAGCCAGCAACAACCCUUCUGACUUGAACAUCAUCAUCCCUGAGAAACUGGAGCAUAAGGACUAUACCCAGCCUGAUGUCCUGUGUCAUACCUUUGAGACUCUUUCUAACCUUCACAAACUGCUUCCAAACCAUCUUGUGGAGGGGCUUCAAUCCUACCAGAGCGAAGAGGAUAAAAAAAAAUGUGAGAUAUCUGAAUUUUCCUGUUUAGAAAGGAUCUUGGCAAGACAUGAAUUGCCGAAAGAGAUUAGUCUGACUCCUAAGCCAAGCAGAAUGCACUCAUGGCAAAGAAAAGCCAUGAACAAUGUGAGUGACGGGUGGAAGAAGUGCUGCUUAUGGAGGAGGAACAUAAAAGAGCCUCCGAUGAGCACUGUGGUUGUCAGAUGGCUGAAAAAGGACAUGCAACCCACCGAGGAUCUCAAGUCAGUAAUUCAAAGGAUGUCAAUGUUUGGCCCGAUUCAGUCAGUCACCGCGUGUGGACAUCAAAGUGCUGUAGUGGUGUUCAAGAAUGUAACUUCAGCGUGUAAAGCCGUGAACGCUUUCCAAAGCAGGAUCCCACUGUUCCACUGUUCCUGGCAGCAUCGAUUCAUGUCGAAAGAUGUAAGACUUUCUAGUUCCAAUAACCUACGUGAAUUCUUAAAGCUUGUUUCAUAAGUUUUUAUUCAUUAGGGCUGUAAGUAAA